AUGUGUGGAGGUUCUCGUUACUUCGCUUCAUGCCUCCUCUCCUGCAGGUACAACGUCGUGCCCGUGGUGUACGGCCUGGGGCCAUACGAGGCGGUGGCGCCCCCGGGGUCGUACAUCGACGCGUUGGCCUUCCCUUCUGCGCGGGAUCUCGCCCAACAUCUGCUGUACCUCAGCCGCAACACCAGCGCCUACCUCGCCCACUUCAGGUGGCGCGACAGCUACAGCUGGUCCAUGGACCACCACGUCAGCUGGUGCGCGCUCUGUGAAAAGCUUCACUCACAACACGAACCACGCAAGACCUAUGACAUCUACGACUGGUUCAUGCGUGACAAGUGCGUGGGCACGCACGACCCGCGAGUCAGAACGCUCCUCGGCGAUUGAAUGGGCCCGUAGAUGAGGACUUCAAACGGGCCUGCGGGUGAGAGCUCAAAACGGGCCAGUAGAUGAGGACUCCAAACGGGCCCGCGGGUGAGGACUCCAAACGGGCCCGCGGGUGAGGGCUCCAAACUGGCCCGCGGGUGAGGGCUCCAAACGGGCCCGCAGUUGAGGGCUCCAAACGGGAACUCGGGGUAUUGAUUCAAACGGGUUCGCGGAUGAGGGCUCAAAACUGGCCCGCGGUUGAAGGCUCCAAACGGGAACGUGGGGUAUUUCUCCAAACUGACCCGCGGGUGAGGGCUGAAAACUGGCCCGCGGUUGAGGGCUCCAAACGGGAACGCGAGGUAUUUCUCCAAACUGGCCCGCGGGUGAGGGCUCCAAACGGGCUUGCUGGUGAUGGCUCCAAACGGGCCCGUGGGUGAGAGCUCCCAACGGGCCCGCGGUUUAGGACCCCAAACUGGCCCGCGGGUGAGACCUUAAAUCGGGCAUGCGGCUGAGGGCUCCAAACGGGGUCGCGGGCGAGGUUUCCAAACGGGCCCGCGGGUGAGGGCCGGAUUCUCAAAGCAGAUGUUUUGAAGUUCCCUGCAACGAUGAUCUCAAAACUGUGAUGAAUUUGUACCGCAUGCACAAAAAGGCUUACGAUGACCGCAGUGGGGAUGGUUACUGUGAUGACCGCAGUGGACUUAAUGAACCAUUCUGGACCUUAUGACCAUCCUAGCACCUACGACCAUUCUAGCACUUACGACCAUCCUAGUACUUACGACCAUCCUAGUACUUACGACCAUUCUAGCACUUACGACCAUCCUAGUACUUACGACCAUUCUAGCACUUACGACCAUUUUAGCACUUACAACCAUUCUAGUACUUACGACCAUUCUAGCACUUACCACCAUUCUAGCACUUACAACCAUUCUAGCACUUACGACCAUUCUA
Molecule: messenger RNA, 1308 nt
Organism: Hyalella azteca
Lineage: Eukaryota; Metazoa; Arthropoda; Malacostraca; Amphipoda; Hyalellidae
Product: alpha-(1,3)-fucosyltransferase 4
Exons: 2
Coding region: 1-381 (126 amino acids)
Cellular component (GO): membrane
Molecular function (GO): alpha-(1->3)-fucosyltransferase activity
Source: RefSeq, a predicted model, not a curated record